This is a messenger RNA of Puntigrus tetrazona (Sumatra barb), 866 nucleotides long. Its product is annotated as cytochrome P450 2A12-like. Gene Ontology annotation, cellular component: intracellular membrane-bounded organelle; cytoplasm. The coding region runs from base 6 to 851 and encodes 281 amino acids. Lineage: Eukaryota; Metazoa; Chordata; Actinopteri; Cypriniformes; Cyprinidae. Gene Ontology annotation, biological process: xenobiotic metabolic process. The transcript has 4 exons. The record is from RefSeq and is a predicted model, not a curated record. Gene Ontology annotation, molecular function: oxidoreductase activity, acting on paired donors, with incorporation or reduction of molecular oxygen, reduced flavin or flavoprotein as one donor, and incorporation of one atom of oxygen; heme binding; iron ion binding.
AAACCAUGAAAGCACACACAGACACAUACAGAACCCGAAUAGCAUCUUAUGUAAGAGAGAUGGAACUGUCUAGCUCACUGGUGUUGGUUUUAGUCUUGGCUGUGUUGAUGUUGGUCUGGUGGAAGAGGAAGGAGAGUGGAUUUUCUUUGGCCCCGGGUCCACUGGCACUUCCACUGAUUGGAAACUUACUGAUCCUGGAUAAGCGUGCGCCCUUUAAAAGUUUUAUGCAGUGGAGCAAAACCUAUGGACCUGUGAUGACGGUGUACCUCGGGCCUCAGAGAAUGGUGGUUCUGGUCGGUUAUGAUACAGUCAAAGAGGCUCUGGUGGACCAGGCAGAAGACUUUUCAUCAAGAGCCCCCAUUCCCCUCGCAAUGCGAAUUGUGAAAGGCUACGGACUGGUCAUCAGUAAUGGAGAUCGCUGGCGUCAGCUGAGGAGGUUCACUCUCACUACACUGAGGGAUUUCGGAAUGGGACGCAAACGAAUGGAACAGUGGAUUCAAGAAGAGAGCAGACAUCUGCUGAAGAGCUUUGAGGAAACCAAAUCGAAACCAGUUGACCCUGUGAUCUUCAUAAGCCGGACGGUGUCCAACGUUAUCUGUUCACUGGUGUUUGGCCAGCGCUUUGAUUAUGAAGACAGAGACUUCCUGGGUUUACUCCAGAUCCUCUCCAAAGUCCUGCGCUUCGGCAGCAGCCCCCAGGGUCAGGUGAGGCUCUUUUUCGGAAACGCAUCAAUCUGUAAUCCUGGAGCAUUGGAAGGGAAACCAGAAGGAUCAAAAUACGAGUUAUUAAAAGGGUCACACUUUAAAAGAAAAGUACACAUACUAAUACUUGAAUUAAUACUUACUCACUGAAUACUCAAUGAAUAC